Messenger RNA from Mesoplodon densirostris (Blainville's beaked whale), 2408 nucleotides. It is a transcript of the gene PTPN2, whose product is annotated as protein tyrosine phosphatase non-receptor type 2. NCBI's taxonomy places the organism in Eukaryota, Metazoa, Chordata, Mammalia, Artiodactyla, Ziphiidae. The transcript has 11 exons. The coding region runs from base 11 to 1435 and encodes 474 amino acids. The record is from RefSeq and is a predicted model, not a curated record. Gene Ontology annotation, biological process: protein dephosphorylation. Gene Ontology annotation, molecular function: protein tyrosine phosphatase activity.
UGGAGCACGCAUGCGCGGCAGCGGCUGCGCGCUGCCCGGAUCGUGUGGGGCCCGAGCCUCUCCGCCGGCGCAGGCUCCUUCCCGCCAGCUCGCGGCCGCCGCCAUGUCGGCCGCCAUCGAGCGGGAGUUUGAUGAGUUGGACGCUCAGAAUCGCUGGCAGCAGCUGUACCUGGAAAUUCGCAGUGAGUCCCAUGACUAUCCUCAUAGAGUGGCCAAGUUUCCAGAAAACAGAAAUCGAAACAGAUACAGAGAUGUAAGCCCAUAUGAUCACAGUCGUGUUAAACUGCAAAAUGCUGAAAAUGAUUAUAUUAAUGCCAGCUUAGUUGACAUAGAAGAGGCGCAGAGGAGUUACAUCUUAACACAGGGUCCACUUCCUAAUACAGGUUGUCAUUUCUGGCUCAUGAUUUGGCAGCAAAAGACCAAAGCAGUUGUCAUGCUAAACCGAAUUGUGGAGAAAGAAUCGGUUAAAUGUGCACAGUACUGGCCGACAAAGGAUGACCGAGAGAUGCUGUUUAAGGAAACAGGCUUCAGUGUGAAGUUCCUGUCGGAAGACGUGAAGUCCUAUUAUACAGUCCAUCUGCUGCAGUUAGGAAACAUCAAUAGUGGUGAAACCAGAACAAUAUCUCACUUUCAUUAUACUACCUGGCCAGAUUUCGGAGUCCCUGAAUCACCAGCUUCAUUUCUCAAUUUCUUAUUUAAAGUGCGAGAGUCUGGCUCCUUGAAUCCUGAACACGGGCCUGCGGUGAUCCACUGUAGUGCCGGCAUCGGGCGGUCAGGCACCUUUUCUCUGGUGGACACUUGUCUUGUUCUGAUGGAAAAAGGAGACAAUAUUAAUAUUAAACAACUGUUACUGAAUAUGAGAAAAUACCGAAUGGGGCUGAUUCAGACACCAGAUCAACUCAGAUUUUCAUACAUGACUAUAAUAGAAGGAGCAAAGUUUAUAAAGGGAGAUUCAAGUAUACAGAAACGGUGGAAAGAACUUUCUAAGGAAGAUGUAUGUCCUGUUUUCGAUCAUUCACCAAACAAAAUAAUGACUGAAAAAUACAACGGGAACAGGAUAGGCCUAGAAGAAGAAAAACUGACAAGUGACAGGUGUACAGGACUGUCCUCUAAAAUGCAAGAUACUCUGGAGGAAAACAGCGAGAGUGCUCUGCGUAAGCGCCUUCGGGAGGACAGGAAAGCCAGCACAGCUCAGAAGGUGCAGCAGAUGAAGCAGAGGCUGAACGAGACCGAACGAAAAAGGAAAAGUUUUCCCAAUUUUAAAAAGAAAAAGAAACAAAAAUUUUCUCUAAAAAUAUCUUUGAAGGAAAAUUCUCCUUACUGGCGUAGUCAGUUCAUUGGUUUGGAUUUGAUUCCAUCUUUCCUUGUAUCUGUCUUCAAAGCACUGUUUCUGGGACAGCAGCACCCACAGCCCCUACAACAGCAGAUAAGUUAGAAAUGCCAGGUGUCCUCUUGUUCUGCUGAAUGUGGAUGAGUGAUGUCAUGUUGCAGAGUACUGCCCCGGCUAAGCAGUGACUCAGCCUGAGGGGCUUUUAGUUGGGUCGAGGGAUUGUCUUUAUCAGUAACAACCUGACAACGAGAAUUCUCAAAUGCUGUGACCGUCUCUGUGCAGUCCAGUGGGAGAAUGAAAAAUCCAAUCAUUGGUACUCUUUCUGUUUGGGUUUUAUAAUUUAGAGUGGAAUAUGGGAAUUUUAGGAUUUAGGGAGGAUGGAUAUUACUUGCAGAGUCUACUUUAAUACUGUUGUCUGGUUUUCCAUCACGUGGUAUAUUGGGGGAGCUAUAAGGAGAAUGGAAUGGAAAUUUUUUUCUUUAUGGAGACCAUUUUUUAAAGAAAAGCAUCAAUUCUUUAUUGUUGCUCUAAUUUGGCAUAGAUUUUUUAGACAUAUGAUGAUGUUGAUAUUUCAAAUUACUGCUAUAAAAAACCUGAAGUUAUUUUGAGUUUGAUGAAUUCGGGAGUUUCCCACUGGGUAAGUUGAUGUUGUCUGUAAGGCAGUGAGUGCCUUGCUCACCGCAGAGAAGUGUAUGGGACUCUUUUCAGUAAAGCAAGGAUGAGUAUCUUGUGGCAGGAACUACUUCGGUGUGGAGCCAGCCCCUGUCAAGACCUUUUAGUUGUUCUAAGGGGUAGUUCAUCCUUGCUGAGUGUGUCUUUAACACACUGCUGGGGAGGCAACACCUGCCGGUUCUGCCAGUCAGUAGAUACACCUCUCCAAGGUGCAUCCCGUUACCCGAUUUUCAGACGAGAAAACUGAGUCAAAGAAUAAGUAACGUGCCCAAGGUUGUACAUCUAGAUCAUGAGAGAGCUGAGAUUUGAACUCCAGUCUGUAGAAUCCCAGUAACUCCAGGCCUCAUGCUUUCCCAUUAUGUCACACGCAACCUGUUUUUAUGGAAUAUUUAAAUGGAAAAGCAUU